CUUAUUUGCCAGGAAGAAACGUUCCGUAUGCGUGGUGUCAACUUCACACAAAGUUGUUAAAUAAACAUUUAAAUUAUAAUUUACUGUGAUAUUAUAUUAAAUAUAUAAUAUAAAUAUUAUAAACAACAUAUGUAAACAUACAAAAAGCGUAUAAUAUUUCGUAACAAAAAAAUAUUGUACAAGGAAACAACUUACAUCGACGGAACCAUUAUCAAGUGUUAAUUAUAUUAAGCAGAAAAUUCAAAAAUGCCCACCACAUUUAGCGAAAUGGACCUCAGCACCCGUGCUAGACAUUGUAAUGUUGGAAUUUUUACUUCAUUUACUGCAAAUACAAAUCCAGUACACAUAUCAUGCAGUGGUUAUUAUGGUCAACAAAACUACCACUUAAUUAAGAAUGAUCAGCAGCCGGAGGAAGUAGCUAUGGAAAUGGAUAACACUGUUAACAGGAAGCGACCAGCAGAUAUUCCAGGAAGUGAAGAAAUUGAUAAAAAACGAUUUUGUCUAAAAAAUUUAAGCAAUUUUGAAGCAAAACAUGACGAAGAACUCAUGAGCAGUGCUGAAUAUGAAUUAUAAUAACUAUGUAUAGAGA
Ctenocephalides felis (cat flea) is the source of this 589-nucleotide messenger RNA. RefSeq lists its product as uncharacterized. NCBI's taxonomy places the organism in Eukaryota, Metazoa, Arthropoda, Insecta, Siphonaptera, Pulicidae. Bases 247 to 573 code for a protein of 108 amino acids. The transcript is spliced from 3 exons. The record is from RefSeq and is a predicted model, not a curated record.